CUUGAGUUCCCACCAGAUUUAUUCUCGCACCGAGCCCGAAAACGGGGGCUGUUCUCAUACACAUGGCUGUCGCCAUCUACAUGUUCUACGCUCUCGCCGUCGUCUGCGACGACUAUUUUAUCGCCUCUCUCGAAGAAUGCUCUCAGCGCCUCAAUCUAUCCGACGAUGUCGCAGGAGCGACUUUCAUGGCGGCGGGAUCAUCGGCCCCUGAAUUGUUCACGGCGAUCCUCGGUGUUAUCGUGGCCAAAGGCGACGUUGGAACGGGAACCGUGGUGGGAUCCGCGGUCUACAACGUUCUCUUCGUCAUUGCGAUCUGCGGCCUGUGCGCGGGAAGAGAAGUGCCGGUCACUUGGUGGCCUCUAUUCCGUGAUUCAAUCUUCUACGCGUUCACAGUCGUUGUCCUGAUAAUCGUGAUUGCCGAUGCGAAGAUCUCUGCCACCGAAUCGAGUGUUAUGCUCCUUCUUUACGGACUCUACAUCCUCUUGAUGAAAUUCAACCGCAUGCUGCACCUAAUGGUCGCGACGAAAUUCGGCCUAUCAGAUGCCGUACAGAGCCGCGAAAUGGACGUCCUGACCGGGAACAACCAGAACAGCUACGCUUCUGGCGGUAUGACUUCGUGUCAAAUCGGAUUCUACGAAGCCGCUUUGAUCAUCAUGUGCUCGUACAAUUUCAAACCCAAAACUCGUUUCUGGGCUGCCGCGAAGCGAAUCAUGCACAAUCGGCAGAAGAGUCAACAGAAGCUCUAUCAAAGGUAUACCCGCAGUGAGAACAGUCCAUACGCGGCGGCAUCCCGAAAAUACAACUGGCGGAUUCGACCCCCUCUCGAGAAUGGUUUGAAACAGCAAGCAAUCUAUUGGAUCAAGGUGCCACUUCUCGCUAGCCUGGAAUACACCAUACCAGACUGCAAAGCCAGCCCAAAUAGCAAAAUGUUUUUGGCGACGUUCGCCAUGUCCAUCUUUUGGACAGCUGUUUUCUCUUAUCUGAUGGUGUGGAUGGUGACCCUCAUCGGGUUCACCCUUGGCAUACCGGACUCUAUCAUGGGCAUCACCUUCCUGGCGGCGGGGACGUCGAUACCCGAUGCGUAUGCUUCGCUACUUGUCUCUAAGCAAGGACAAGGGGACAUGGCAAUUGCGAACUGCUUCGGUUCGAACGUUUUUGACAUUCUGGUGGGACUCGCGGUUCCGUGGCUAAUCCAAACGACGUGGAUCGACCCCUCAAAAUACGCGGUAAUCUCCUCGAAGGGACUUCUCUAUACAGUUUUCCUUCUCUUCUUGACGAUCAUUAUCACAAUCAUUGCAAUUCACCGCAGCGGCUGGUAUCUUACCAAGAGCCUAGGCGCUUUUCUGAUGAUAAUCUACGUUGUCUUUCUCGUGCUAUGCUCGGCGAUCGAGUUCAAUGUGUUCGGCAACGUCAAUCCUCCGACGUGUCCCGAACCGGGCAUGUAA
Molecule: messenger RNA, 1445 nt
Organism: Galendromus occidentalis (western predatory mite)
Lineage: Eukaryota; Metazoa; Arthropoda; Arachnida; Mesostigmata; Phytoseiidae
Product: sodium/potassium/calcium exchanger 3
Exons: 6
Coding region: 63-1445 (460 amino acids)
Biological process (GO): intracellular calcium ion homeostasis; calcium ion transmembrane transport
Cellular component (GO): plasma membrane
Molecular function (GO): calcium, potassium:sodium antiporter activity; calcium channel activity
Source: RefSeq, a predicted model, not a curated record